Messenger RNA from Colletotrichum truncatum, 903 nucleotides. RefSeq lists its product as uncharacterized. The record is from RefSeq and is a predicted model, not a curated record. NCBI's taxonomy places the organism in Eukaryota, Fungi, Ascomycota, Sordariomycetes, Glomerellales, Glomerellaceae.
AUGGCGGCAGACCAUUGGGUGUACGAGAUCAACGACGAUGAUGAUAGUCAUCACUCAGACAUCUCCUUUCCCGACAGUGAGCUGGAUCAUGGCACUAGUUCCCCACCUAGCCAGCUUUGCCCCCUUCCAGGGGCGCUGCCCUUCCUGAACUACCACGAGUGGGCUCCAGGCCAGUCAUACGAUGAACAGCCCCCUCGUUGGAUGCUCUAUACCAUGCAAUGGAAAUUGACCCUGAACAACAGAAAGGCUGUAGAGCAGACCGAGCAAAAUCUUGUUGUAGCCCCAAGCGAUUUGUGGAGAGAAAUCCUCUCGCUCAAGAUCGCCGAGAUCGUGAAUUCGAAAAAGAAGACCUACGAAACGAGUGCUACAACCAUUGCCAUGUCAGUUCCUAACGAUCGGUCGGAAGAUAAAGUCACGAAGCAUUUCCUAAAGCAACAGAUUGACUGGUCGGUUGUAGAGAGACAGUUGCAAGGGUGGAGCCAGCUGCUUCGCGCUGGCAAGAGGCUGAAGCUCUUUGUUCAGAUGGACUAUGUGGAGUGUGUACCCACGGGCCGGCCCGCUGGACGAGGCGCUACUGCGACCGGCCUCGCUGAACGGAGCGCACGAAUCGAUGCUGAGCAAGAGGCCGCUGGCGAGGUUGAUCCAUGGAGACGGGUCUACCAGCUCAUGAGAUGCCCGGGAGCCCCCUGCGACAAUGGACAAUGGUGUUGGCAAGACCGUGCCCAAAAGAUGCACCACAAACUCCUGGAUCAUCAUAUGAGGGAACUUGUCCGGUGGGUACAGCAAGGCCACCGGCUAGAGACUCAUGACGAUGUUCCCGAGGAGAUCCGAGCGCAGUUAUUAUGCCCAGGAACAACAGGGCCGCAAGCGCAAGCGACAGAAUUCAGGGUUAGAUUCGACUAG